Molecule: messenger RNA, 1014 nt
Organism: Lactuca sativa (garden lettuce)
Lineage: Eukaryota; Viridiplantae; Streptophyta; Magnoliopsida; Asterales; Asteraceae
Biological process (GO): protein folding in endoplasmic reticulum
Cellular component (GO): membrane; EMC complex
Source: RefSeq, a predicted model, not a curated record
AAGACUCAGUAGUUUUGGGGUAAAACCAGAAGAGAUCGAGGGAGCAAUCGGAUUCGGAUCAACCAACAAUGGCGGAGGAUUUGGUGUUGGACACAGCGAUCAGAGACUGGGUGCUCAUACCGUUAUCGGUAGUCAUGGUUCUCAUCGGAGUACUUCGUUACUUUGUCUCCAAGCUCAUGCGUACUACUCAAUUGCCUGAUGCCAAAAUCAUCAAAGAAGGGCAGCUCAUAAUUAGGGCCAGAAACCUACGAGCAGCUGCUAAUUUCAUACCUCCAAAGGCGUUUCGUGCUCGGAAAAUAUAUUAUACGAAUGAGGAAAACGGUUUACUUCAUGUUCCCAAGGGUCAAGCUCAGAAUCCACAGGCACAAAUGCUUUCUGAUCCAAACAUGGCAAUGGAUAUGAUGAAGAAGAACCUCUCAAUGAUCAUACCACAGACCCUCACUUUUGCAUGGGUUAACUUCUUCUUUUCGGGGUUCGUAGCAGCAAAGAUACCUUUUCCAUUGACUCAGAGGUUUAGAUCCAUGUUACAGAAUGGAAUUGACUUGAGUACUGUUGAUGUCAGCUAUGUUAGCAGUCGCUCAUGGUACUUCCUUAAUCUGUUUGGAUUAAGAGGCUUGUUUAGUCUCAUUUUGGGAGAGGAAAAUGCUACUGAUGAUACACAGCGAAUGAUGCAAAUGAGUGGAUUUGGCUUUGAUCCAACCAAGAGUUUGGGUGCAGAAAAAGAUGGUCUAGAUAUAGUUCACCAUGAGUGGGUCCUACCCAAAUUCGAGCAACGUGCUGAAGCUGUACUAAGAAAACGGCUAGCUUAGCUAGGUUACAUAGGUCACUAUGUUUUUUUUUUAUUUUUUAAUUUUUUUUAAUUUUUAACAAUUACCAUUUUGGUAAGUUUUAUUAUCUUAUGACUAGUAUUCAAUCUUUAGAAUAAUGUUUUUUUCAGGGUUUGAUUGUAUUUUUUUAGAACGGCUUAAAGGCUUACAUACUGUUCUAUUUCUAAAUCUAUGCUUUUGUCAACAA